Molecule: messenger RNA, 298 nt
Organism: Cetraspora pellucida
Lineage: Eukaryota; Fungi; Glomeromycota; Glomeromycetes; Diversisporales; Gigasporaceae
Source: the annotation of a GenBank genome assembly
GGUUCUGAUUUGUUUUGCUUUCAUGGAGGUUCAGACUUGCUUUGCUUUUAUAAAGGUUCAGACUUGCUUUACUUUCAUGGAGGUUCAGACUUGCUUCACUUUCAUGGGGGUUCUGAUUUGCUUCGCUUUCAUAGGGGUUCUGAUUUGUUUCGCUUUCAUGAAGGUUCAGACUUGCUUUGCUUUUAUAGGGGUUCAAACUUGCUUUGCUUUUAUGGAGGUUCAGACUUGCUUCGCUUUCAUGAAGGUUCAGACUUGCUUCACUUUCAUGAGGGUUCUGAUUUGCUUUGCUUUCAUGAGG